AUUUCAGGUCUGUCUGGGUUGUCUCAUUUCACCGCCUCUUUCUUUUCUCUUCAAUAUGAAAUGAAACUAUCCAUGUGAUCCUUAAGAUGAUUGUGUUGGAUUAUUAUGGACAUAACUGAUUACGAUGCUUUUCAUGGUUUUAGAUAGCAUUAUGUAUAACGAGUUCUUAAAAUGUGAAAUAUAAUUUUUGAAAAUUCAGAGCUCAAAGCUCAGUCCAGACGUGUCAACAUAAAGAGACGCUAUGCGUUUGCGCCAUGCUGUUGUGUCAUACCGCCCAUACACUUUAUUUUACUUUUUUGCGGUGUGCACCACCAGCCUCGAUUUAAGUCUUCAAACACUUAAAAAUGGCAGCGUUUUAGCUUAAUUUCUCUGUUUUUUAAGUAGAAAAACAAGUGUGUUCGAAGGUUUUUUAGUGCGUUAACCCUAAGUGUUGUCGAGUCUCUCAUGGAUAGCUUCAACAAUAUUUAGGUGGAUUAGUGAAUAUUUUUGUUUGUUGCAUUUUGAAGAAAAUUACUGGCUUUAUUUUCUCUCAAACGUGUGCGUCAUAGCCAGAUGCUAUGCAGAUCCGGAGAAAUAAGAUGCGCCAUUUUGGUUUCCCUAGUUCCUAUCUUAUGAAUAUAGUCUGGAAGCUAGUAGUGCUCUAAAUCAAGGUGGCAGUCACCAUGUCCUCAGGACAAGUAUCAUGAGACAUAAGUGUCGCUUUGAAUUACAGCACUUGAAGGGGCUGCUGUUAUUUCACAGGAUGGAUUUUGACUUCUCCUUUGCAGAUAGCUUGAUGUAAGGCUCAGUUCGGUUGUCAAUUCUGUCAGUCUGGAUUAAAGUGUGAUAAUAUAUUUUAGCUAGAUUGAAAGUUGUUCCUGGAUUUUUAUUUUAUUUUAAUGCCGAUCUUUUAUGUUAAGAAAUUAAAAUGUGACAUGUUCAGGCUCAGAUACAUCAUUUUUAGAUACAGCAUUUUUAGUGUAGAAUAAAAACUUACAAGCAGUUGUGUUUUUUUGAAACAAAAUUUAGUUAAAAAGAAACUACCAAAAAUUAAUUCAUUUAUAAAAUUAUUAGGUGGUUUCAUUAUAUCAAAGACAGUAUAUUUACAUUAACUUUCAUUGUUGAGACAACUUUUAUUGCAUUGCAUAAUUUAUAUUUGAACUUAGUUGAAUAUUUUGUUAACUUGCAUUAUUUAUUUGCUGAGUAUUUCAAGUAUUAAAAUAUUUAUCCAGUACAUUUAAAAUAUUUUUAAUGACUAACUAACCAACCUAAAUAUAUUUAUUAACAAGAGCAUGCUUGAAUUCCAGGUAUUUGUUUAAUUUAUAUAAAUUUUGAGACAUUUUUAAGAGCUUAAAUGUAAUGUUUAACAGCAAUUUAAAAUAAAUGCUCAUUCUGGUAACCUAUAAGUUAAAAUUUGCUCGACAUAAUAAAUUAGCAUCAGGUAUGCUAUAAAUUAGAAUAUGAUUUAAAAUACCAUUUCAAAAAAGAAAAAGGUAACAAUAAUCUCCACCAAUGAGGGUAGGCAACCAUUGUAAGGGUGUUGCACAAUUUUAAUGUUGCAAAAGGGUAAACAAUAAUUCACUGUCAUUUUAUUUGCAUCAUAUAAAGUUCAAGAUUUCCCAGUACAUUGCAGUGUCCAACUUCUAGCCUUACAUAUUAAAAUUAAGUUGAUAAUAUUCUUGUUUUAAUUCUUAUGUACAACUCAGCUAAGUAGUUGGAUAUCUACUUAAGAAUUUUUAAAGUUAACUCUUGGUUUUGCAUGGUGGCUUAAUGUCAUUGACAUGCCAUGCUUGGCAGGCACAUUGGUUGCCAUCCGUUGAUCUAAGUAUUUAUCUCAGUCCCUUAAAUCCACCCUGUUUUCCAUUUUAUUUAAAGUUUCUAUUAAUACAGUUUAUAUUUAUUCUUGAUGGUACUGACACAUUGCAGUAAAAUCUGUCCGGUCAUAGGAAUCUCAGUAAAGGAGAAAUAGAAUCCCGAAACUUAUGACAGUGAAUCCUAUCCUUGGCUCACAGAAUAAUAUUAUGUAGUGUUGUUUCGUGAUUUUAGAGAUCAUAUAAAAAGAUAUAUCUGUUCUUCUUUAAAUCUGCAAAAAAAUUGGUAUUUAAUAAAAUGUAAUUGCCAGUAUUCAACUGCAAAUAGGUUAAUGUGCUUAGUCUUUUUUUUUUUGUAAUUAACAUUAAAAGAUAAAAUUGUCACAAAAUUAUAACUAUGUUUAAUUUGGUUUAGUUCAAAUUAAUACAAAUUUUUUGGAAUAUAAAAAAGGGGUAUAAAUUAGUUUAAGAAAGUAAUAAAGCCCCUCUGUGGACAUGAAUUAAAUCAAUUAAUUGUCAGAAAUUGUUUAAAAGGAUAUAACAUUAAGGAUAUUUAUACACUUCAUUCUAAUCCUCAACUGAUGUAUUUAAGAUGCAUGAAUCCUUUUAAACAAUAUAAUAUCAAUUCAUUUUUUAAAAUGUUUAUUAAUUUUUUUUCUGGCAAAAUUAACCAAAAGUUUGAAAAUAAAUUAUAGACUAGUGCUAAAAAUGGGUUUAAACAUAUUUAAAAAAAAAAAAAAAUGAAAUAAAACAAANGGGGGGGGGUGGGGGGGGGGGGGGGGGGGGGGGGGGGGGGGGUGGAGGAGAGAAAUAGAGGGAGAAUUGAAUUUUAAAAUAAUGAAUUUUUAGUUAGUUGGCAGUCAUGGACAGACAGUGGUUACAAAUUGUUCCCACUCAUCUAAAUAAACAAGUAUUUAUACAUUAUCAUUUGUAAUAGUAUGCAUCGCCCUCAUAACUUUAUUCGACCUAAUGUAAAUUUGAAAAGGUGAUUCUCAGAGUGUGCAGGUACUAAAAUGCUGAUUAUAUAAUGGGAAGCACUGGGAUUAACAUAGGGGGCGCUGAUGAAUUUCAUGAAUACAUCAUUCCAACAAAAUUUUAUUUUUUUAAAACUAUCUCUAUCAUCUGCAUUAAAUUAUGUCAUCAGUUAGAGAUGUUUUUUUCCAGGCACUUGAAAAAAGACAAACCUGUUCUCUAACUUCCUAAGAUAACUUAAAGAUGGUAAAAAUAAUAAAAAGAAUAAUAAUAAUGGAGUAUGACUAAUUAGAAAAACUAUUUUAUUUUCUGACACAAGAAAUCAUUGUGGUUUGUUAUAUUCAUCAUCUGUGCUGAUGUAAACAUAGACUGUGAAAUUAAAAGCAAUGUAAGACCUGCAACCAAAGGAAAUUAAUUAAAAUUGCUCCAAAAACUUCUAGGUUAAUUACCUAAUAUUAAAAUAUGGAUGAUUUGACUAGGCGAGUGUAGGGAAUACAUAGUUUUUUCCUGAAGCAGUAACUAAUAUCGACUCCCUUUAUAUUUUGCUAAUAAAGAGCGCCCUACCCUUGGAAGAAACCUAUUUUUACUUUAAUUUUAAUUGCAGUUUGUAAGCUCUCUUUUCUGUCUAUUGUGGGUUUAAUACCCAUUUUUUGAAUUUUUGUUCAAUUUCUUUUCUCAACUUGUAAUAACAGUCCAUAUUUAAUAAAUAAGGCUUGGUUUGAACUGAGGAAGUCUUUAGAGUUUAUAUUUAACAUAUAAACCUGUCUGUACACAUAAUGAAAAUGAAACAUUUUCAAAGGCAGGUCACUUUUCAUUAUCAAAUUUUAACAUACUCCAUACUUAAUGAGGCAUUGUGAAUUGACAUACACCCAUGCCCUGGACAGGAAAAAACUAAGCUAAGUUCACUAAUUGGCUAUAAAUAAUAGCAAUAUUGUUAAUGAGGACUAUAAACAAGAAAAUAUUAAAUUCGAAUAUUUUGAGAUCAUUUAAAUUUGCCAUGUUGGAAUUAGUUAGUGGCCUCUUUUGAAAGAAACAGAAAAUAUAGAUGGGUGGAAAUCCAUUUUCAGAUUUUUCAUUUGGUGUAUGGUAGUGGAGAAAGAACUAACUAAUCUUUUUAAAAAAUGAUUUUUAUAGAUAGAACCACAAGCAAAUCAGCCUUACCAAGAGUUUUGGCUACAGAAGAAAUGUUCAUAUUUUAUCCUGCCUUUUGUAGAGUUUUCAAGAAGCUCCUUUUGCCAUUUUCAAUGUUGUUUCUGGACCAGAAAUUCUGGUGGAAAGUAGUUUUAGUAUGGUUUUUCAACUUCAUUUAAAUUUUUUAAAAAUGAACUCCAGAUUUCUGAACAUGUUGGUUUAAGAGCACUGCUUUGAGCGAGACAUUGGAAAAAAAAAAAAAGUAUUUUUAAAUAAUAUCUAAAAACUAAGUUACAUAAUAGUAUAUCCAUUUCAAUUCUAUAAUUUUACUAAAUUUAAUUUGGUAAAGUAAUGUCAAAUUAGAAUACUGUGCAUUUUUUGCUUUUAAAGUUGUCCAUUUAGAAAAAAUAAAAAGUUUACCACCAACUAAUGCAGUAUGUCAACUUGGCCUCUGAUAAUUGCUAUCUGGUUAUCUAAUUAUGACAUUUUCUUAAGUAGUGUGGAUAACAUACUCCUACAGUAUCCAAUUUUUUUUUCCCCACCUACUACUAUCUAUAUGCUAUUAUAUCCAUUGGAAAAUAAAUUUGAGCAAGAUUUAACUUUCAUCAGUUAGUUAAACACAAUAUAAGUCUGAAAAUGAAGUAUUUUACUGAAUUGGGACAGCAAUCAGCAAUUUAAAAUCAGUGGUACAGAGUUUAUCACACCUUAAAAAACUAAUAAACUAAUAACCAGUAGACUUAAUGCCGUUAAUAAUGAAUUAAAAAUUGUUGUAUAUCUUGUUAGCCCCCACAUUUUAUAGUCUAUUAGGGAGUGUUUCAAAUAGACCCAUAAAUGCAAAAUAAUAUUUUUUGUUUAUUGCUUCAUUUUCUAUUAUAUUAAAAAUAAUUAAGUUACUAAAGAUUAGUACUUAAAUGAAAUAAAAUAGUUUUAAGUUAAAAUUUAGAGAGAAUUUAUUUAAAGAUGCUAAAAACAAACCACAGAGCAUAUAAAUACAAUGGAACAAAAGCCUCCUUAGUGUCAUUCUAUUUAGCAAUGAUUCUAGUUUGGGAAAUGACAAAAGAAAAGAGGCUAUAAAUAAAAUAUUAAAUUGCGUAUCCGGAAAUUUUUUGAAAUAAAAUUUUGUCAACGGAAAUUUGGUUGAAUCUUUUUUUCAGUUGACACGUUAAAAUUUUGCAUCAAAUUUCUUUUUGAACGCAUUAUUUUUUUUUACUAUAAAAUAUAGUGCAUUCAAAAAGAAAUAUGACACAAAUUUUAACGUGUGAACUGGAAAAAAACAGAUGAAAUUUCUUUCAAAAACAUAUUCGGUAGCCAUUACAUUUGUUAUAAAUUUUAAAUUUCAGUUUGCUUAUAUAAUUAUAUAGAAGUGAAAAAUUAUCUUUCAUUUCCUUGAACCGUAACAAUUGGUUGCAAUAAUCUUUCAAAACUUGAAUUAUCUUUAUUGAUGUGUUAACUGAUUGAUAGUAAACAUAGUUUGUCAUAGCAUGGCAUCUAUUUAUAGCAAAGUAUUUUACUUCAUGGGAUCUUCAUUAUGAUCUUCAUAGAAAAACUCAUACUCUCUCAGCUCUCUGACUAUCUUCACUCUCGCAAUCUCUAUCCUUCCUCCCAGUCCGCCUACCGACUUGGUCAUAGCACAGAAACAGCACUGGUCCGAGUCAUGAGCGACCUCCUGCGCGCGAUGGACGAUGGCAAACUCUCUAUUCUCACUCUGUUAGAUCUCUCUGCUGCAUUUGAUACCAUUGACCACCAGAUUCUUCUUGACCGCCUUCAUCUUUCUUUCGGACUUACUGGCUCAGCUUUAAACUGGUUUCAAUCAUAUCUUUCUGACAGAACUCAAAAAGUCUCUAUUUCCAACCGCUCUUCCAAACCUUCAGCCCUGUCUAUUGGAGUUCCUCAAGGAUCGGUCCUUGGGCCGGUCCUUUUCAUCCUCUACACUAAACCUCUAUCAUCUCUCAUUAGCCACCACUCAGUUUCCAGUCAAUCCUUUGCUGAUGACACUCAAAUCAGUGACUCUUGCUUUCCUGAUCAACUUGAUGCCACAAUCCUUCGCAUACAGGAGUGCGUGGACGAUGUAAAGCGUUGGAUGACUUGCAACAAACUGAAGCUAAAUGAUGAUAAAACGGAAAUCCUUCUCAUCCACUCUCAAAACAAACCUCUCCCUCCAUUCGCUCCUUCUUCUAUAUCUAUUGGCAACUCUGACAUCACACUCUCUCCCUCUGCCAGAAACCUUGGAGUCACGCUUACGGACACCCUCUCCAUGGACAAACAUGUCACGAAUAUAUGCAGAUCAGCAUAUAACGAAAUUAGAAAAAUCAGAACCAUUAGACACCUCCUCUCCUUUGAUGCCACAAAAACUCUCGUCUCUUCACUCAUUCUUUCAAAAUUUGACUACUGUAACAUUCUUCUCUCAGGCAUUCCUCAACACCACAUAGAAAAACUUCAGAAGGCACAGAACUCAGCAUGCAGACUCAUUUUUAAAUUAAAGAAACAUGACCACAUUCAACCACACAUGCGGCAACUCCACUGGCUUCCAAUAUCCUCUCGCAUCAAAUACAAGUCUGCCAAUCUUUGCUUCAACUCGUUCACUGACCCUCACUUUCCUGUCUAUCUCUCUGAACUGUUGCUUCCUUACAUCCCCACAAGACAACUACGCUCUUCCAUUGACAAUAGAACCCUCUCAAUCCCAAGAACCAAAACUAAGACCAUCGGUGAACGCUCCUUCUACUUCCAUGGGCCCUCGUUCUGGAACCAGCUCCCCUUCCAUAUCCGUCAUUGUGAAACCUCGUCCACUUUUAAAAAGUCCCUUAAAACACAUCUGUUUAGGUCCGCCUAUGACAUGUGAUGCACCCUCCUUGCCCUGCCUCAUUUUCUGUCUCGGGUUGAUCCUGUAUUAUAGGCCAAAACGUGCCAAAGUGUCCUCGUUUUAUAGCCAUUUUAAUUGUUUCUAUAAUAUAGUAGUUACUAUCCUAGUGUCUCAUUUUUUAUUUUACUUAGUUUACAUGUUUUUAAUAAUUGUAAAGCGCUUAGAGCUUUAAGGUAAGCGCUAUAUAAAAAAUGCCUAAAUAAAUAAAUUAUGAACUUCUUACUAGGCAAUGAAAACUGCCUCUCUCUUAUACAUUGUCUUUUUUAAGUACAUGCAAAUGUGUGAGCUUUGAUGAAUGUCUUCAAGUUUACACAAGGUUUAAUUUAAAAUUGUUUUUUUUUUAAUCAUCUUCUUAUCUGAUACCGGUAGUCUUCAGUAAAUAAAUCUCUCUCCAUCCCAUUCGUGUGUAUAAUUUUUAGUGUUUUCUAUGAGAGGAGCAGUUCAUUUCUGCCUUAUACCCUUGAAAUAUUUUUUUUCUCAACAACCCGAAUUAUUAUACUGAAUUACAUGUUUAAUAUGAAAAAACUUCAGAAGAGCCCUGUUCUUCAAACGCUUUAAAAAAAAAAUGAUUUUGUUCCUUUACAUCGAAAUCUUGCCUGACACAAGUUUGGCUGACUGAUUUUUUUGGACACCAUUUUGUGUGGGUGUUAAAUACUCAAAAUUUGGGAAGGAGCAGAUGGGGUUAACAUACUGAGAUACCGCAACAAUUCAUCACCAAUAAAUGAAAACAAACACAAACUACUCUACUAAGUCCCAUCUUGUCCAGACUGAGAGUUAUAACGAUAUUUCAUCUGACUUCUUGAAACAAUCAGACACAUGUUGAUCGUGAGACUUGUUUUUUAAAUUUAAGUAUUGCUUUUGUUUAGUUUCUUUGGCAUUGAAAUAAAUAUGGUUACCUAAACUUGAAUGUCGUGAGUCCCUAAGUUAGUGGUCUCUUUUUUUUUUUUAUAACAAAAGACUAUUUUAACCAUAUAACUGUGAUAAAUCCGGGUAUAUCAGCUGAUAGACCCCUUUCUGUAGUGUCGUGGCUGAUAUAAUCAGACUCUAGCAAAAUCAUCAUUAAAAAUGUGUAUUGAUUUAAUGUAUAUUUUUAAAGGGAAAUCUCUCUACAUCAUUGAGUUUGCUUCCUAUUUCGGUUACUAUCAGUGUGUUUAUGUGCUUUUAGAAGGGAUAUUUUAUUAAUCGGGUGUGCAUUCCUGUUCAUUAUAUAUACUGUAGGUUUAUUUUUUACUAUAAAUAUAAGGUAUUGAAAGAUUUUGUGAUGAUAUUGUACGAUUUUAAGAGUUUGAGGGUAAACAGGUCUGGGUGUGAAAUUUUCUCAAAUUUUGUUACCGCCAUGUCUGAUGCCGUAGAGGGCUCCCUCGAGAUUUCAAAGUUAACAUACAAUUUCUUUAUUGGAAUUAUUCAAAAUAUAUUAAAAUGAAAGCAAAGAUUUCAGAGAUAUUCCACAUGCUAGUAAUUACAGUAUUAGCUUUGGCGGUGAUGUCAAGAGUCAGAUAUUGACAAUUUCAUCCCUCAGCUUAGUCGUAUUGUUAAAGACAAAUUUGUUUAGGAAAGGGUGAAAAGCAACAAAAAAAAAAAGACACAUAUUUGAUCCUAAAGAUCUACCCUAAAGAUAUUUAUGUUUGUGUAUGUUCUUGAGUAUUAAUUAAUAAAAAAAAUGGAUUUAAUUACUUAAAAUGAAAAGGAAUUUUUGAACUCAUUUUGUGCCUUCCCCCUUGUAUUUUGUAUGAUAUUAAUUUGAAGGUAGUGAAUGAAAAAAUUCACCAAUAUCACAAUGUUCCAUACAAGUAACUAUAAAUUGACAUUUUCUGAACAAAUAUUGCUUCCAGUAGGUAUCUCAAAUACUUGAUUUUAUGAUUUAUAGAGUGUUUAGGGUGCGUUGAAUUCAGAAGUUGAGUACUAAAUUAUUACUCACUCUAUAAAGGUCAAAGUCAGUAUCAACAUACAUAAUAAAAAAACAAAUUCUUUUCAUAUCAUAAGAUACCUUGUCCAAUGUACUUUCAGAAAAUGUAUCCUUGUGUCUCUUAAUACAUUUAGUCUGAGAUUUUUGACAAACAUAAGAAAUUGAAAAAAAUGGCUUGACGCCUUGGAAAAUUGGUCUUGACAGUUAUAGGGCUAAUUGUUUGAAUGGGAGUGUUUCUUUGUAUUAAAUCAGCUACUUAGAGUUUUUAAAAUAAAAGAAAAUUCCACGUUAAACAUGGAUACAAAAAGUUGUGUAAAUGAACAGAAAACUGAUGAAACACAGGAAAAAAAAGAUGAAAAUAUACACAGGAAUUUUAUGAGAGUGAUGAAUGUAUAAUUUGCUUUGAGCAACAUUCUAACAAAAUUAUUGUUUCUAGCAAACAUAUUCGCCAUCUAAAAUCAAAACAUUCAUUGAGUGCCAACAAGGAUAAAGAAUAUUUUCAAUGAAGUUAAAUGUAAAGAUCUUAAAUAAAGCCUAAAAUAAUUAGACAGUUUCUGAACGUUUCUAAAGAAGCUUUAGGGGCUAGUGAUCACGUUUCAAGAUUAAUAGCAGGAAAGAAAACAAAUGCUAUUGGUUAAGCACAUGUUAAAGCAGCAAGUAGGCCUAUAGAAAUCGUUCGAAUAAUGCUUUUGCCAAAUAAUGCUAAGGAAGGAAGAAAAAAUUCCCUAUCUGCUGAUACUCUCUAAAGACAUACCGAUAUGGACAAUCUGUCAAGUGAUAUUUUGGAAACACUUACUGAAAAAUUGAACUUGAUGCAACAUCUAACAUUGUUACAGCAACAAUUUGACCUAUACCCAGUAGAUAUGGAGCAAUACUUUUGGAUCCGUAACAAUUAAGCUUUAUUUCCCCAAAAUUCGACAGAAGAGCUCUCCCUCAAGGUUCAAGAGGAAGUUCUGGAAUUGAUAGUAGACAUGACACUCAAAAUAAAGUUCACUUAAGUUCCAUUUGAUGUUUUCUGGGUUUUAGUUAAAGUAAAGAAGAAUAUCCUAGAAUUUCUCACAAGGCUAUUGCUGUCCUCCUACAGUUUUUAACUACCGGUACUUAUAUAAUUGAACAACAUUUUUCCACUCUUGUUUUAAUUUAAAAAAUGAUAGAUAUUGAGCCAAAUAUAAAACAGUUAAUUCAGCAGAAUAGGCUAGGGACUUAUUUUAAAAAUAGAUAUUUUAUUCUCUGUAUGUGUUUAAAACAAAAUAAUUUUUCCUAUGUUUCUGUUGUAUUGAUUUUUGCACUUAAAUAGGGAAUGCUAUAUUAUGUUAUAUCACUUGGUUGGCUGUAACAGAUCUACGGGCUUAUGUUAUUUGAAGUCUAUAAAAAAAAAAUGUAGAAUGUUGGUUUGUGAAUAUAACAAUAAAUAAUUUUUUCAUGUUUUAAAAUUUGAUUAACCAUGGAAAUCUGGUAAGGGUGUGGGGGUUCCUUGAGUGAAAAAAGGUUGCUGAGCACUGGCUUAGAGUAAUCUAUGGAUACAAUUAUUCAAAUGGUUUCCUGAAAAUUUACCCCAGAAUUCCUCAGUGUAUGGUUAAAUUGAGUGAUCUGUUAUACAGGACCAUGUUCAACCUACCAGAGUGUGUCAAGUAACAAAUGUCAAUUUUUAAGAUAUUCUAGAUCGUGGCUAAUCCUCUUCCCUCAACUCCAUAAACGUCACAAAAACACAUCACAGUAUCAAUUACCAUCAAAUUUAACUAACAAGGCUCAUUUCAUAAACAAUUUUAUCUGAUAACCGGUAGUAAAUAUUUUCUCCCUGCAUUGUAAUUUAUUUGUGUGCCCGAAAUUCUGAAUAUCAGUGAAGUUCAAUCAAUAAAUUGGCAAAUUCAAACUUGGACAUUCUUAGGGAUGUAAUACACCAAUGAUUUCUUAGAUAGUUUUUUUAAUUCAAAUUUAAAUCAUAGUGAAGUAUAAUCAUAUCACUUAAAGAUAAAAUAAAUUGCAGGAAAUCUUGCCUUAAGGAUUCAACAAGUUUAUAUAAUCUUGUCAAAGAAAUGCUGUUAAUAUUAUUUUUUUAAACUAUGAGUAUUUAUUGUCAAAAUGUUUUUAAUUUGACUAAAAAUGUUUUACUAUUUUUUUUUGUGCUUACACAUUUGAAUAACGUCUUUAAAAUAAGUGGAUUUGAAUAGAUCAAAAUGCAGUAAUUUACAAAAAUAUAAUUGUUAAAGUUUUCUUACUCAGUGGUGACUUGAUACAAUCAGGUUAUCAGUGUCCAGAAAAUGUGCAAGUAAUAAAUUUCACAUAACUGCUAAUGCUGAUAAAACUACAGUUCACUCUAUUUCACAGCACAUGUGAUCUAUCACAUCUUCUACCCAACCACUCACUUUUUAAUUAAAGUUUGACUGCUAUGUAUUGUAAUUGUAUUAAAUUUAGUAUUUAAAAAAAACUUUACAGUCCCAGUAUCUUGAAUAUCCCCUUUAAGUUGGAAUUAAAAAUUAUUUUAAAAUGUCAUGACAUGCAAUAUAUAGACCAAUGGGUAUGUAGAUAAAAGAUUAAUAAAACUUGGAUGAGAACAUGACAGUUAUUCACUCAGCCAAGUCCACAGAAGAUGGCAAAUGUAGCAUUUGAAGGGAUCUACCUCUGUCAGUGUUGUAAUAUUGUAGCUUGUUUUAUUAAGAUACCAAUGCAUUAAUGUUAGUUAGCAAAGUUUUAUUCAUUUUUACAAGUUACUUAAUAAAAAUUUUGUUGAUUUGGUAUUAUAUUCAGCGCACAAAUUAAGAUAAUUUUAGCAUUAAAUGGAAUGAUUUCCUCUAAAGAUUUUGUUUAAUUUUAGAGAAAAUUGACAAAUCAACAUAUUUUAAAACUCUCAAUGAUGAAAUAUUUUGGCCAACAACUCUUGAGCAGUCAUUCUUAGGGUGCACGUCAUGUUUGAUCAAUUUGAUCAUCCAUCCAAAGCACAAAUCAGAGCUAAUAUCAGGUUUCCCUUGAUUUAGGAUUUAUCAUGAUACUAGUUCAUUGUCUGUUGAUAUACAAAAUAAUACCAACAGCUUUUGUAUCUUGUAGUCUGAAAACCAACCUGAUGACCUUUAUCUUGUACAGUUUGUUCACUUACCCCCGUUUAUCUCCAUUCUUGUAUUUGUAUAUUUUGUUACAAUGUGUCUAAUUACUUUUUGAACCAUAUGGCUUACAUUGCAUAGUGUUUUUGUUGACUUGUUAUAGGAGGUGGGGAGAAGCAUAUUCUACAUGAUCCAGAGUUUGACUCAUGCCAUUUGAACUGAAUAAAGGUACAAGUUAUCCAGCUUUGUUUCUGUCAAUUUAGAGACCUUAAGAAAAAUAUUACUUUUUUUACAGAGAGCCGUCCGAUUGCAAAUCACCAAAAGUAGAGGCCCGGAUGGUUUCUCCAAGCUCCUGCAUGCAAGUCCUCCCUUUGGGAGGCUCAGGGGAGGUUGGUGCGGCACACCUCCAGGCAGCCACCUCUACCACACCAGAGUCAGGAUCUGGUCCCCUUCCUCAUAACUUCCUUAUGGAAGUGCAUGGUGGAAUGGGGACAAGUCCUCCCUCACAUAUGAAACAAGAAAUAGGAGGGGCAGGUGAGUUGCCAUUCAUGUUAAGGUUAUUUUCAAAGGUAAUAUUAUGAGCUAGGGAACAAGAUAUGUACAAAUAUAGUUGUUUUGUAAAUAUUCAGAGACAGACUAAAAUAAUGAUUUAUAUUUCAAGUUAAGGAAAUCAAUUAUUAGCUUUAUUUCCAUUUAAAUGGAUUGCAAAUAUUUAGUUUUCAAUACUUCGGUCGCUCAAUUUUUUCAUUUGAAUGUGCUUGAAAAUAAUGGCCAAUUCUGUGGUCAUAUGUUAAGAUUUACUGUAUAAAGUUUAAUUUAGAAAUGGAUUGGUUGUAUUGUGUUGAAUUACAACAUGGAGUUAAGUUUUAGAUUAGGAUAAAAAAUUUCAGCACAUAUCAUGGUCUAAGGACAACUUAAUAUACUGGGAAAAGAAACAAACCACUUUGUAUGGACCUCGGAAACACAGUAAAAUCAAUUUAAUUGUGAAUGGAGCAAUGGUCUUCUUGAAUUAUGUCUAACUGUUUGGAAGGCUUGUGAGUGCUAUAUUCCAAAGCAUUUACUAAUGCACUGAUUCAUUUUUUAGCCUAGAUGCACAAUCACAAAACAAUAUGUUUGUGGUUUAAUUUUUUUUAAAUGUAUCUUUUGCUCCAUAGAAAUUUCCUAUCGAAGAACAAAGUUGCAAUCUUUUUCUAUUACUAUUGUAAAUAGAGGCAACAUCUGGUAUACCUGCAGUGAGGUAUACACAGUGCCACUGCCAAACUGUAAAUAUUGAAAACUUUUUUUUACAUUUUGACACAAUUAUAUUUAAUUGUGUCAUGAAGUUAACCCUAUUACAUUCCGUGAUUUUAAAAUAUACAUAACAAUAUACCAUUGUCUCAGUUCCUGGCAGCAGCAUCCAAGCUAAAUUGUGCCAGGUUUGCAAUGACAAUGCUUCAGGCUUUCACUAUGGUGUGUGGUCUUGUGAAGGAUGUAAAGCUUUCUUCAAGAGGAGUAUACAAGGUAUAAAAAAGAAAAUGACAACAAGUUAAUGUACUAACGUCAAAUAUUUAACAUUGCACUGUAAAAUUCUAGUUCUAUUUUAAAUAAUAAAUUAUUGGAAAGGUCUUGUAACUAACAUUUUACUUCUUAACGACCGUAUUUAUUGGCGUAUAACACGCCCCUGUGUAUAACACACACCUCAAUUUAAGAAGGAAAUUUCAGGAAAAAAAAACUAAACAUUAUAUUGGCGUAUCACAUCAUUUGCCCCCUAUUUUGAGGUCGAAAAAGUGUGUGUUAUACGCCAGUAAAUACUGUACUUGUGUGCAAAAUAGCAGUGUUUUCAUUGCCUUUUUUUUUUGUGUGCGUUAAUUUGCUCAAUCUGUACAGACAUGAACUAUUUAAAAAUGCAAAGCUCUGGAGGGUUGCAAAGCUCUGGAGGGUUGCAAAGCUCUGGAGGGUUGCAAAGCUCUCGAGGGUUUUCCUGAUUAGAAGUAUUGAACAUUGUUUGGAUUGAACAUAAAACUAGAAAAGAGCCUAGGUGGGCAAACUGAUCUCACUGAAGGCCACGUAGACAUCAGAAAGGUCUUUUAGACCACAGGUAGAUCUGAACUAAACUAUGAACUUCAGUACCAGGCCAUCAUCUCUUCUUAGCUACCCCCCCCCCCCCCCACCCACCCCAUAUUAACACAAGCUUAUUUUUGUACACAUUUAUGACAUUGCUUAUUUGUUCACCAGCUCAAAGCAUGCAUUGUUCAUGGAUUAAUUGUUUCAGUUUUCUCUGAUAACUGCACACAUUUUAAACCUGUCUGCAUUCCUCACUAAUUGAUGUAAAUAAUGUUUUUCCCAAUUUCUUGACACUGAUUGUUUGUGUAUUUUAAUUUACAAUCAUAAGGAAUAGCCAAAUUCUUGGCCUCAGCUAUUGAUAACAUCAUAUUGCAUACAUUUCAAGACAUCUGUCAAAACAUCAUUUUAAACAUGGUACAAGAAAUCACCUAAUAGGGCCAUAUUUCUGUCUUUUUUCAGGACCUGUUGAUUAUAUAUGUCCAGCCACCAAUACAUGUACUAUAGAUAAACAUAGGCGUAAAAGCUGCCAAGCUUGUAGAUUACGGCGGUGCUAUGAAGUUGGCAUGAAUAAAGGUAAGCACAAAUAGUUCUAAUGUUUUUGUUGGGGGGGGGGUUAUUCAUAUAUUAUAUACAAACAGGAAGGGUGGCGUGUUCAAUAAGAAUUGUUCCAAUGAUCAAGACAAUGAACUGUUAAUCACACCCAUUUUUCCAAUGAUCAAGACAGUGGACUGUUGUUCACACCCAUUUUUCCAAUGAUCAAGGCAGUUGACUGUUGUUCACACCCAUUGUUCCAAUGAUCAAGACAGUGGACUGUUAAUCACACCCAUUUUUCCAAUGAUCAAGACAGUGGACUGUUGUUCACACCCAUUUUUCCAAUGAUCAAGACAGUGGACUGUUGUUCACACCCAUUUUUCCAAAGAUCAAGACAGUGGACUGUUGUUCACACCCGUUGUUCCAAUGAUCAAGACAGUGGACUGUUGUUCACACCCAUUGUUCCAUCAGCUCCAGCAUUUUUAUCACGACCUGCAUCUUUCUGGCAUUAACAUUGAGGCCUGCGUUCAUGGCAGUUUUAAUUUAGUGGCUCAAUGGUUUUUUUUACAGUUUUCGCCAAAAGUAAAAGUACUAAAUAGUGAUAUAGUCUUCAACUAUGGAUAUGUUUUCCUCCUUGAGAGAGCCAUUUCCAACUAUGAAUGCCAACCACAUCUUAAACAAGACUGCUGUGAAAACACGCUGACAGGAGCUAUGCACCGUUGACCAAUGCACACGUGUGCUCAAGAAACUGAAGUUUCUAUACUGUUACUUUUGGCGUUUUAGACAGCAGUCUUAUGUCAUUGACUUAGUCAAAGUCCUUGAAGAUGAGAUCAAGAUCCACUGUAUUCCUUGCCUCUUCGCUAUCUGGUUAUAGACAUACGUCAGUUAAUCUUCAUUAAAAACUUUGAAAGUUUUAGCAAGGUGGCCAUUAUGGAGAACUCUACAUUCAAAGUUCUCACAGAGUGAUUUAUUAAUAUUUUUUUUAUGGGAUCACUGUUGUGUUGAAGGAGCUUCACAGGGCUGCCAAAGCUUUUUUUGAGGUUGAUGAAGACACUGUUACAGACAAGAUUGCAAUCCAUUCAUGAGUCUGCUCUAAACUUUGCCUUAAUACAAAGAUAUGACCUAUCAUAGACCUCCCAGUCCUAAAGUCGUCCUCCUGUCUAAUUAUAUUCUCCACUGUAGUUGUGAUUUGUUUGUAGAGUCCCCAUUUAAUGCAGUUUGAGGACAGUUCUUGUCCUCCAAAUAGUUUGGAUCACUUCUGUGUUGCAAAUCUACUGCAGUAUCUGGUGUAGGAUGUAAGGCUAUCUGGUAAUCUGCCUUAACUAUAAGUAUUUCAUUGCAGAUGCCAUUUGUCAGCUUGUGUAUGGCUUCUUAUAUGUGGUCAAUGAUGAUGGUGCUUAAAUCCAUGUUUAGGCCUUAACUCAUUGUUCAGGAAAUGCCACAAGGACAUGCUGAAUUGCUACAAAUGUUAUGUUUUUUUCUGGCAACAAAAUCAGUUCUUAAUAGAGGCAUUUACACGCACUUUUUGUUUGUUUUUUUGUUGAUGCAGUCAGGUGAGUAAAUAUUGAAUAACACAAUGAAAUGAUUUACUUCUCCCAUUGAUUAUGAGUAUGGAUUGUGAAGUCUCAAAAAAUUUGUGUGGCUUGCAAAAUGACAUGCUUUAUUUUAUUUUGUUAAUUUCUUUGGAUUGCUUGAAAAUGAACAUCUGUUUAAAAUAGUAUCUGUCCUCUUCAUUUAGGAAGUCAACGGAAAGAAAGAAAAAGUAGUGCUAACACAAGUGGCCUGAAGGGCAAAAGAUGUCGGGCAGAUUCUUCAGAUUCUGCUAUUAAUUCUACUAACAAUGGAGCAUCUUCAUCAAAAGUAUGUCUCUCUUAAUCUGCCUAUCAAACCUUCACCCCUCACAUAUACACACAAACAAUAACUAGAAGAACUAAAUUACUUUGCCAAGUCUGCAAUAAACUUGACCUUUGAACCCAAAAAUCCUUUAAUUUUGGAGACCAGCUUCCUUAACAUUUGUUAUACUAUGUAGCUAUUUUCAAAAUGACCUGUUUUGUGGAAGUGAUCAUUUUUGUGAAACUGCUGUAGCUAAAUUUUAUGUUCUAUGUGCUCAUUUAAUGAAAGAUUUUUCUUUUUCUCAGGCAGCCAAAAGGUCGAGAAGUGCAUCCAUCUUAGAAGCUCUUCAAAAAGCUGAUCUUCCUGUUCUAGAGAGCUACCACAAUCAUAGUUUACCAGCAACUCGUGUUCAUCUUCUUAAUACAUUGAUUAAAUUAGCGGACAGAGAACUUGUGUAUCUCAUCAAUUGGGCCAAACAUGUACCAGGUAGGGUCAAAUAUACCAUUAAUUUCACUGUAUUUCACAUUAACCACAUUGAAACAUAUUUAGAAAUCUAAGGAAUAAAUUUAGUCCAUGACAAAAAAGUUAAAAAUCCUUGUCAUUUUAACAAACCCAAUUUAUAUUGAUACUAAAUUAACACAUCGUUUAGCAAAAAUUAAAGGAAUAUCAAGAUUUAGACGAUUAAUGUUAAUACAUCAAAUUAUCAUUGUAAGUGCAUCACCAAGCUUAGUGAUUUAAAGACUUUAUUCUCUGAUCUGUCCUUUCAGAAUGCAUAUUUGCCUCUUACAUAACAAAAUUUCUGCCCCAAUUAUUUUUUACAAAUACAAUGCCAUCCUUUUGUGGAAGCAUAGAACUAGUGUACCAAGUAUUAUAAGAUACAUGAAAUAAUUGUCUAAACCUUAUGUUAUAAAUGUGUUGUGUCAACAGGUUAUACAUGUCUGACCUUGAGUGACCAGGUCCACCUUAUAGAGUGCUGCUGGAUGGAGUUGCUCUUACUCAAUUGUGCUUUCAGAUCCAUGGAGCAUGAAGGACGAAUACUUGUUUUUGCUCCUGACUUCCAUCUAGAAAGGUAAAAAAUUUACUACAAGAAUAUAAAUUGCUUUUUAGUUUAAUUGACUUUGAAUGUGGCUGAUUUUUACAAAAAAAUGUAUAUGACUUUCUUAGGGCCAAGCUGAAGACUGUGUAAAUAAUCUUUCAAUUGAGAUCCAAGAUUAUUUCUUAGUGUCAGUGGAAAUUAAUGGUGAUUUCAUUUUAUAAUCUGAUCAACACUGUUUUUAAAAUCAUUUUUUGACAUUAACUCUAAAAGUAUGAUCAUAAGGAAAUGUUUAUUGACAUUAUCGUUUAUGUUUCUUUGAGCACUUGUUAGCUUUUAACUCUCAAAAAAUGACAGAAGAUUGGCUCUGUUUUGGGUUGGAUGGGGCACUGUUCUCAAAAUCAAUGGGAUGCAAUGGUUUUGAGGAAUUAAUUUAUACUUCACGUCUUUUGUGAGUUAAUUAACAUAAAUUUGAUAUGAUUUGAUUUCUUGCAAUGUCGGUAUUGAAUGGGGAUCUGAUUUAUUGCAAUGUUAUUAGUGUUGAAUGGCAUCAUGACCUACAUUUUCUUUUUCAGGCAUCAGUGGGGUCUCACAGGGAUGGGGGACGUGUUAGAGCAGGUGGCUGCUGUGUCAGAGCAAAUGGUUUUGUACAACCUGAACAAGGAAGAGCUGCUGCUUCUGCAGGCUACAGUAUUAGUAAAUGCAGGUUAGUUGAAAUUGACCACACUUAAAUUAAUGCUGAUUGUUGACAUGGUUGUUUACAAAGUAGCUGUCUAAAGGUUAGCCUUAUUUAAAAUUAUCCUUUAGGCCUUUAUUUUUUUUUAAAUUCUCAAAAUGAUUUUUUUGUUAAGUAAAUUUCAUGAGGGCACUCAAACACUUUUCUUUGGGGCUGCUUGAACAAAGUUUGUAGUUCAUUGUUAAAUCAACAGUGAUAGUCAAAAUUAAAGUUCUAUUUUGGUAAUGGUUGUGACUGUCUUUCAUGCGUGAUAAAAUGUGUUUUAAUAUUCAAACAAAUUACAGAAGUUCUUUUUUAAACAAACAAAUUGGUUUUAAAAUUGAAAAAUGAAAAAUACCAAUAAAGUUUAUUAUUAACAAUUUCCAGUCAACCAAGUAGAGCUAAGUGGCUAUCUUUUUGUGUGAUUUGUGUUGUUACAAAGGUAGACCUCCAGCCCAAACGUCAGUUUUUGUUUUAUAGAUUUUUUUAUUUAAGCUUCAGCCUAUUGUAUUACAAAAUAUUUUGAUCAUACAGCCUGAACUAUACUAUUUAAUCUUGUACAAACUUUGUGUGUGCACAAAUUCCUUAGCUACUGAAAGAUGACAUUUAAAAAUUAAAGAGGAGAAAAACAUAGCAAAUUUUUUCUACUUCAACUUCAAUUAAUAUCCAGCUAGAGAUUUUGUCAAUAUUUUUUUGACUUAGUUUCAUCUCAUAGGAAAAGAGUGAGCAGGACACAAGAGAUAAUAGCUGUUUUCCAAUAAAAAAUAAUUGGAACCACUGAUCUUGAAUAUUAGCCAUUUUCCAUAUUUAUUAUCGAAAGGGAUCUCAUUGUCCCACAAUGAAUGAAUUUGCAUUAACAAGCAUUGACACAGAAGUGCCUUGAGACUCUAUUGGGACUGUGCAUUUUGGUAUCACCAUUUUUUUUAAUUGGCUGAUAAUAUUUUCAUUUAUUCACAAGGAAGCAUUCUUAAUUAAUGUUGACUUAUUUCUUUUCACAGAAGUACGGCGAUUGGACAGCUUUGUGAAAAUACAGGAGAUGCGUCAAGUUAUUCUCGAUGUAUUUAUGGAAGUGGCUGGGCGUCAUCAGGGUUAUGGUAGCUGGCGACACGCACCGUCCAUCCUUCUUUUGCUGACACAUAUUCGCCAAGCUGGGGAAAGAGGCAUUUCAUACUUCCAGCGGCUAAAGAUGGAGGGUUGUGUGACCUUCUGUGACCUCCUUACAGAGAUGCUUGAUGCACAUAAUUCAUCUGGUGAAAGGCGGAGGCUGCAACAACAGCAGCACCACCACCAGCAGUCUCAACAGCAACAACAACAGCAUCAUCCAACUCAACACCACCAGCACCAACAGCAUCCAAUGGCACCAGAAUGAUGAUUGGUGUCAUUAUGACUGUGUGGCUGUGCAUGCUCUCACCUGGCCUAGUUUACUGGUGGCAGUCCAAGAAACGACUGAUUGGAUUAAAAAACAACAACAUCCAUUCAGAGGUCCCCAAGUAAACCCCUAAGGAUGUGGCUUACCAGUCAAGCCAUCUCUGCACAGUUCUUACUUUAGUGAGAGACUCAAGUGUUAGUACAUAACAUUUGUUUUUUUACAUCCAUGUUUAACUUGUAAGAAUGACAACGUUAGGAGAACAAGUUUCCCAGCUGUGAUCAUUUAAUUAUCUGGCAUCACAUUUAUUACAUGCUUGGCUAAGAAAGAAAAUGUUUGUAUUUUUUUUCUUUCCUUGGCAUCGGACAUUACAUUACUGAUGUGUUGCAACUUGCCAUCUCAAUCAUUUGUUGUUGUAGACAAGUCUAACUUUUAAAGCGAGAAUUUUUAGAUGGCAUUGCCAUUUUGUUCAAAUCCAUGCUCUACAAUUAACCAUAAGACUUGUCAUACAUAUAAAUAUAUAAAUAUAUAUAUAUAUAUAAUGAUAUAUAAACUGAUCCUGUUAGUUAAUCUGUGAAAGAGGAUAAUCGAAUCAUUUUGUCACAGGUAUUGAGAUUUUCAGUUCAAGAGAUAGCCACAAAUAUUUUUAAUGGUCUCUUAGUUAAAAUAUUUUAAACGGGGACUUUGGCUAAAUAUCUAUUCGGUGCAAAUCUUACAUUUAAUAUCUAUUAUGUGCUUAGAAUUGAUAAAAAAUAAGUUAAAUUCUCACAUUUAAGAAUUUUGUUUUUAAGUAAAACAAAGAUCAGAGGUAGUACUGAGCUAUGAAUAGUUCAGUAUCAGUGUACCACCAAGUAAUAGAGGCUCAAGUCAGAGGUUGUCCAUAAUUUCAUAAGUAACAGUUGAAAUCAUCACAAAAUAAUUUGUUCAACAUGGGGUAUGCUGACAAUGUAUUUAAACUGUGACUUGACUCAAAUGUUGAUUAUUCGAAUCACUAAAUUUACACAGAAAUUAGAGAUGUUUGCCGUAGACAUAUGUGAAGUUUACUAUUGUAGAUUCCUGUUUAAAUACGUAUAUCAUUUUCUCAAGCGCAUAAGAGCAACAAGUGUGGGCUAGGUAUUGGACAAUGUUUAUUUUGUCAAUUUUGGUUUGGAUAGGCAUUGUAAAUUGAUGUAGGAUAACCAUGUAACAGUGUUGUAAAGAUUUCAUCAAGCAUUACCACUGGAUAGAUUUAUUAAUGACGGGCAUAUAGAGCUGCAUCUUUGUUCUCGUCAACAUUUAUUUAUAUAUGAUAUAACAAUCAUUGUCCUGAAACAGGAUUUUUAAAUGGCAUUAAAUUCUGAUUAUUUUUUCAUCCAUUCACCUUAUUCCUUUUUCAUAACAAAAACAACAAUAAGAAUCAUAACUAUUUUCAUUUCACAAAUUUUUUUAGGUCCAUUUUAAUGUGCUUUAUUAAAAAGAAAUGUUAUUAAUCUGAAAGCUGUGGUUGCAAAAAACUGCUGUGGGCUGAAAACAAAUAAGAAAAUCCUAUCAACUGUUUUUCUCUGUUGAUCGAUUAAAUAUUUUCAUGUUUUUUUUUAGGCGCUAUAAAUAUUAUUAAUGACUCUAAUCUUAACCUUUAUUUAGAAAAAGUAAAUCUUUCAAAUCUUGUUUAGAAAUGACAUGGACAAAUUACAAAUUUUAAUACUCUUUAGAAAUCCAAAAUAUAAACAAAUUUUACUGUUAUGGGGUAGGCGACAGUUAUAGCAUUAUAGUUUAAAGAGAAUAUUGACACAUUUGGUGGGGGGGGGAUGCGUCUUAAAAUAUACCCUGGCAAGCCCUAUCUAAUGAUAGGGAUUGCAGCGUAGAACCUAAAAAUAUUAGUCAAUGUUUUCAAAUACAGAUUAAUCUAAUGUAAACUGGUUUUUUAAAUUAUUUAAAUUUGAGACCCCCCACGUAAUUGAUGGUGGGGAUCUGUUGUUUUUUUUGGGUAUAUUAAUGCUAUCUUCAAAUACCAGGGCAUAGAUAUAAGUAUUUUAGAAACCAUUCCCUUUGGAUAAGUUCUUCAGAUUUUCUAUAAAAUCCUUCAUGAAGCGGGGAAAAGUGCUAUAAAAAAAAAAAAAAUCAUAAACACUGAUGUACAUGCCUUGUCAAUUUGUUAUAGAACAUUUAUGAUAAACAACCCUCAUGGCUUUAAUCCAAAGCUAUAAUUUUCAUUUUUUUGUGUGUUUCUUUUCUUAAUCUCAAAAUGUAAUCCCCUUAAAAAGUGAUUAGUUCUUCAUCAAACACACAAACCAAUAAACAAACCACUGAAAUAUAGUUUGUAUAGAUAAAGAUUUUAGAAAUGUGUUUAUAACUAAAUUGAAAUCACCAAAGUGUUAUGUUGUUGUAGGAUUUCAUUCGUUGUUGGAAUUGUAAAUUUUGUUUUCACUCAAUGCCUAUGUUUAAAACAAAAAUAUAGUACAAGUACAAACCUAGAAAACAAUUAUGAUUUUUAGAAGAAACAAAAAUGAGCCUUAUGCUUAAAUGAUAGAUAUUUUUAUGGAAACCCACAUGAUGUUUGACUAUUUCUUGAGAGUCUUAUUGAUUAAUUUUACUAAAUAUCAAAAUUUUCAUUUUUAAUAAAUUGGAUUUUUCUGUGAAAAAGUGGAAUUAAAAAUUCACAGUAAUGAUCAGUUCUAGUUUAUUUAUGUUCAAAUAGUAUUAUUUAUACAAUUUAAAAAAUCUUAAAGAAUGUUAUGUUAUUAUUCUUAUUCUUUUAACAAACUGUUGCUACUUGCCAGUAUCUGGCACAUAAGAAAUGGUUCUCUAUCUGCUGGAACUGUAAUGUCAUUUCAAAUUUUUGCUUGUUUUCUCAGUUUCUGUGUUGGUUUUAAACAAAUUAUUUCUGGAGAAAAUUGGAAGUUGCCACAGCACCACUUAUAAACGGCUCUUUUGAGGGCUUAUUAAAUGCUGAAUUAUUUCAUUUUAAUUCAGCAUUCAAUUUGCAAUUGACUUCAAGAAAAGCUUUGAGUUUUUAAUGGGUUUUGUUUUAAAUAAUGUUUUUGUUAUUUUUAGUAUAGAGCAUGUGUAUAUUUUUAAGAAAGCAGUUACAAUUUAAUGUAUACAGAGAAAUGUAUAAAAAAAAAAUCAUUUAUACCUUACUGUUAACAUCAAUUAUACUGUCCCUUAAAAACAACUAGAAGGUAUAUAGUGACAAUCUUUAGCAGGGAGGAAAAUUUAAUGUCAAUGUGUCAUGAAUAUUAGUUUGGUUUCAAGGUGAAUAUAUGUAGCUACAUUUUCAUGUUAAAUGAAUGAGACAAAAAUUGACCUGUUUGAAAAGAAAUAUAAAUAAUGCCUGUCAUUGCACUAACACUAACAACCUACAACUAAAACAAAAAGUGAAAUGCUGUCAAUGAUCAAAGUGUCUUCUGAUUAGCAACAUACAAUUUGGAAUAAAGCUCAUUAGCUGUGGGUUUUUCUUUUGUUGUUUAUAGAGUUACAUACUUUUAAUGUGAGAGAACUGUUUAUACUAUUUAGUUGGAUGACAGGCUGGAAGCAUAUUUUAUCUUUCGAUUGAUAUUUCAGGUAGACAUAUUUCUCACUUCUCCCAACCUCCCUCAAUGAAUUGGGAUUAAGUUGCUUUUUUAAUCCCAAGAGAACUAGACAAAUUAUGGUGCUGUAAACUGUAGAAGUAAACAAGCGUUUAUUCAAAUUAAAGAAUAACCAUUGACUUUCUGAGAUUUCGUUACCAGUACUCCAGUAGCACACUUAUGCUUGUUUUUUGUUUUUUUCAAUAAUAACCUUUUAUAUAUAUUAUAUUUAUUUUGAAAUACAGUAUCGGAGCUCAAAUCUAAAAUUCAGCUAGGUCUUAUUGUUUUAGAGUCUAGAGCUCUUACGAGAGAACAAUGUCAUUGUUUUGUACUUAAAAUCUGGUGCAUUUUUGUAUAAUCCUUACAAAUAACCUAUUGUUUCUUAGAUGAGUUAGUGUGACUAUCCUAUGCAGGAAAUGGCUCAGUCAACAUUUUAACUAUUCAGGAUGUUGACUUGGUUUUUUUUUAAAAUAAUAAUAAUAAUAUUUUAGGAAAUAAUGUUUUUAAUAGAUUUGAAAAUUGAACUAAUGAAAUAAAAGCCAACAAGAAGUAUCAACUGAUUUAGAAUUCUGUGAGAUGUGUUGAGUUCAAUGAACUUUUUAAAAAUUGAAAAUAGAAAACUGCUGAGAGGGAAAAAAAUGGCUGUAUUUUGACUUACUUCAAUUAAUUUUUGUUCUAAUUUAAAACAGGAAUUUUUUACUAGCUAAUAUGUUUAACUUAAAGAAUAAAAUGCAUCUACUAGCAAGGAAAUAAUAUGCACAUUUGUAAUUAACAAGUAUUCUUACAGGCAGUUUAUCAAAGAAGUGCUAUAAUUAAAUAGAUACACUUGACAUUUUCUACCAUGGGGCUUGCGAUCCUGGUUGCAUCUGUCAGUGCAGGGUUUUAGAGCUAAAAUUUCUCAAGUAAAUUGAACUCAUAUUUGACUAAUCUUUAUCAUAAAAACAUCACUGCUUUAUGAUCUUAUGCAAUCAAAUCUGAAUUUUUUAAUAGUUGUAACAGAGUCACACAAAAAUGACAUUGUAUAAAGAAAUAUUGAAAUUUAUUAACAUCAAAAUGAACAGUUUCAAUUAGAGCUAUUAUAGAUCUCAGUGAUUCAAGAUUUUUCUAUUUGGAAAAGAUUAAGAGUAUUGCAAGUCCUUUGUGUAUAUGGAUAGUAAGAUCAAUGCUAAUUUCCAUUGUCAUUUAUAAUUAAAUUACUUUAUUUGGCAUUUGUUGCUGGUACAGAUAUCCGUUCAUUGACCUAGUUUUAAAUAGUUUCUCCUCUGCUGUCUGCCUUUAAUUUUUUUAGCCAUUCAUCUGCUUUAAAAUAUUGCUGUAACUAGGAAGAUAGUAUUGUGGUAGGACAAACUCUAAAAAUUACUGUUUUUUAAAUCAAUAUUCUGAUCAUAAUAGUUUCUAAAGCUCUAUGGUUUUUUUAAAAAUUCAAGAGACAGAUUGCACAAUAUCAUGAAUUUUUGUUUAUCUCAUGAUGGUGCAGCCAUUGUUUUACAUCACUUAUUCAUGGAACAUUUUUACUUGUAAUGUUGCAAAUAAAUUUCCAUUUAUAAAUCCAGCUUUUCUGGUUCUGUGAAGAAAAUGGUCGAUGAAAAGUCUUUUGAUACAAUUAAUGCAAAGCUUGACUGGCACAAUCUUAAUGGAUAUGCUGUGUUGUUUCAUUGUUAUAUCAAUGAAGAGUUCUCUGUGCCGACUCAUUUCAUUAUUGCACAUAAUCUGAGGGCAGUUCAUCUAAACACAAACAAUUUUUUAAAUAAGAGCAAUUGCUUUGUG
This is a messenger RNA of Lymnaea stagnalis (great pond snail), 24533 nucleotides long. The record is from the annotation of a GenBank genome assembly. NCBI's taxonomy places the organism in Eukaryota, Metazoa, Mollusca, Gastropoda, Lymnaeidae.